Messenger RNA from Aspergillus nidulans FGSC A4, 4138 nucleotides. RefSeq names its product putative Rho GTPase activator (Sac7). Gene Ontology annotation, cellular component: endoplasmic reticulum membrane. Gene Ontology annotation, biological process: signal transduction; GPI anchor biosynthetic process. The record is from RefSeq and is a predicted model, not a curated record. Lineage: Eukaryota; Fungi; Ascomycota; Eurotiomycetes; Eurotiales; Aspergillaceae. Bases 428 to 4138 code for a protein of 1236 amino acids. Gene Ontology annotation, molecular function: GTPase activator activity. The transcript is spliced from 9 exons.
GCCCAAGUUCCCUGUCAGCUUGUGGUUGACCACUGGAAUUGACUGGUUGGCUGGCGUCUGUCUCGUGCUUUUCAACCUUUCACCCUUUCUUACAUCUCCCUUCCCCCUCUCAUCGACCACAACCUUCUCGACUUCUCCUUCGAACACUGCUUUCCUUUCCAGACGUUCUCCUACGUCGUACGGAAUAUACCACGAACCUACCCUGCAUCCGAUCUGCCGACUGUAUUCUUUGCCACUGGGCUGCUGCGGCCUGCGCGCUACUCGAACCCCAGGCUCCCGUGCUAUUUUGGGAUCAUCGUCAUCCCCAGCCCCGGGUUUCCCUGCGCGUCAGCGGCGGUGACGAGACUGUUACCGGCCAGCGACUUUGCUUUAUCACUGAACCCUCGAUUAUAUUCUACCGCCGGAUUUUAAUCAUACCGUGCCCAAGAUGGUUACUGGGAAGCCGGGUGAACCGUUCCAGUCGCUUCCGCCGACAGCGCCUCAGCGCGAAACCUCCCCCGCCUCUCCGCCGUCGAGACGAGACCUUACAACAUGGUGGAGGCAGUUCAAGAGAAACUCUAGAAAGGAGGAGCCGAAAGAGAAAGCCCAGCAGGGCAUUUUUGGUAUCCCACUCAAGGUUAGCAUCAAGUAUGCCAACGUCGCUAUCUCUCUCACAAACGACAAUGGCGAGAGUUUUAUCUAUGGCUACGUGCCUAUAGUGGUUGCAAAGUGUGGAGUGUUCUUGAAGGAGAAAGCGACCGAUGUCGAGGGAAUUUUUCGUCUAAACGGGUCUGCGAAGCGGAUUAAGGAUCUACAGGAGAUUUUCGACUCCCCGGAGCGAUAUGGCAAAGGCCUGGAUUGGACUGGAUAUACUGUGCAUGAUGCUGCCAAUGUUCUUCGACGAUACCUUAACCAGUUGCCCGAACCAAUCGUCCCGUUAGAGUUCUACGAGCGAUUCAGAGAGCCUUUGCGCAAAUUUCAAUUGCAGGCACAGGAGAAAGGACCUUCACCUGAAUCGGAGGCCGCCGAGCAUGCCAAAGCCGUUGCGGCUUACCAGCAGCUGAUCAGGGAGCUUCCGCCACUUAACAAGCAGCUACUGCUUUACAUUCUCGAUCUCCUGGCUGUCUUUGCCUCUAAAUCUGAUCAAAACCGGAUGAACUCUGCGAAUCUGUCUGCCAUCUUUCAGCCGGGAUUACUCUCUCAUCCACAGCACGAUAUGUCGCCAGACGAAUAUAAGCUGAGCCAAGACGUGUUGAUCUUCCUCAUCGAAAACCAGGACCAUUUCCUUGUCGGUAUGAAUGGGACAGCCGCCGAUGAGCAAACAGUCAAAGAAGUCGAGUCUGGCAACGCCCGCCCGCCGACGUCCCAAUCAAACAUCCGUCGCUCUGUAUCCAGUGCAAGUGGGGGAGCUGAUAGCUUUAAAAAGUACGAAUCGUUGCGAAGAAACGUUUCCGUAUCCUCGAGAACCUCACGCGCGUCCAACAAUGUUUCCAAUCCCGCAACCCCUACUUCCCUAGGCGCGGUUGGGGUGCACAGGAGCAACACAUUACCAUCCAAAAUGUCGCCUGCGAUGCGACACAGCCGAGUCGUCGAGUCUACGAACUCCCCCGGAACACCCGCCCAUCCGUCUCGAUCGUCAAGUCGCACACCCCCAUCUACGGGGACCGGCUUGCAACCUCCGCCAGCCCCUGCAAAUGUUCAGACCACACCUGGAACCGCAUAUGUACACUCAGCCACCCAUGGGCCAAUGCCAAAACCACAGCCAGAAACUGAACAGGUGCACGAGAAACCGGAGCAUCUGAAUUUGCCACCACCUACAGCGUCGCUGUCUCCUGCUGUCGUUACACCAACAAAAGAGCGUAAACUCUCAAGUUUCUUCACGAAAUCUCCACCGCCAGGCGGGGAAUCAAAAGAUGCACGGCAACCCAACAGAUUGAAGAAGAAGCGGAUACCUGGAAGUGCAAACGAAAGCGCGCAAAGCUCUGCUAUCUCACUUCAAGCCGCAACAUCCGAGUCUGCUUUACUCGCGUCGCAGGUGCCGCCGCGGUCAGAUUCCUCACAAGAUGACGGAGGUGCCACUCCCAAACCAUCUAACACUGCUACCCCCGAUGAUGCAGAUUCUCAGCGGGUGGGGAGGCCUGAAAAGAGGAUUAGCCAGGCAGAAACCGGGCAGCCAAUUGGGGAUGCCCUACGCCCGCACGGCUCACGGACGCCCUCUAUGAAUUCGCGCUCGUCGUUCACUGACUAUUCUGACGUUGACCACACUGACGAGGCGACUCGUAAAGAGCACCGCCGAAGUUGGCGGUUCCACCGGACGACCAAGCGAAGCAACGAGCAAAUCGGUCUCGGUUUGGGGUCGCCUCCUCUCACCGCUUCUAGCCCUGGAGCGGACCGCAGUACGAGCUCGAUUAGUAGCUGGCAUCAGUCGAGCAAAAGCUCUCCCUCUGACCUUCAACAGUUCGCAAACGACCCGUCUUAUCAGCCACUGAGCUUGGAUGCCGAAGUUCACAAUAAUGGUAUUGUCAAGGAGGCGCCGCCCGCAGAGCCGGAGAAACGAAGCCUCUUUGGGAAGUUUAAGGCCAAGGUUGCGCAAGUUCGAGACGGCGUGCGAGAGUCAUCAGAAAGGGACCGAACGCGAAGCCCUGUGAAUUCUGAUGAUGCUGCCUCGAGUCAGAAUCUGUCGCUUACCGGCAGGGACAAUAGCAGCCCUCGGCCGGCACCAAUUGACGUGACGCGCGAUAUGAGGGAGGCACAGGCAGCCACUCCAGUCUCCCCUCUACCCAAUUCCGGGUUACCUCCGGCUAUCCCUGAAGAGCCCUACACGCCCGACAGUUCUAUCUUACCGGUCAAACCUGUCGAACAGGUAAAAGAAAAGCUAGAUGACAAGGUUGAGGAGAAACCCAAGAACAAAUCCGAUACAAAGGCAGUCGAGGACGCCGCCGCUAAAGAGCUGACUCCGCCCGCCUCUGAAGCACCGACGGUCAAUGCGAAACAGGAAACUGAAUCAUCGGAGCCAAUGCCUACCACGCAAUGGCUUGAUCUGCAAACUCUUUCUUCUUUGUCAUUAUCUACGGAUUUUGGUUUUCCGGCAGCCGGUUUCCUUCGUAUUUCCUUGGACGAGGCGUGGGAUAAUAACGUGCUCCGCUGGUGGGUAGCGUGUGUCCAAGGCAACCUCGCAGCAGAAGCUGAUCCAAAAACCACACUAUCUCGGCGCGAAGCGCCUCAAUAUUGCACCCCUUUUUUGACUUCCGCAUCUGCGAGCAAUCAAGCUCGAUCAACCGCAAUGGCGACCUCCGCAGCUUCUCCGAUCCCCAGCUCACAUUCAACAUCCACCACAACCCCCAACCCGAACCCAAAGCCUCAGCCUUCACAACCCCCGGUCUCAAUUCUCUCCACACCAUUUGCGGGUGUUUACGCUCUGGCCCACCCAGCUCUCCUCCUUUCCCUCGUCGCCUACCGAUUCAGCUCUGUCAUCGAGAACCCCGUUGCUGAGCUCUUAGGCAACAUACCCUACCUCGUCGGACUCCAAGUUGUCUACGUCAUGGGCUGUCUCCCGCCCGCCGGGAGCGAAAAAGAUACCUCUGGAGCCGGUAACAAUGAGGAGACUAAGGCCUUGAGGAAAGUCGCUAGCACGGGUGCGCUCCGUCGCCGCGGCAAAUCUUCGCCUGGUACAACAAGCUGGUCCUCCGGAUUAGUCCUCGUUGCGUGGAAGUUAACCCCCGCCCUGCUCUCCCUAACGCUCACAGCUCUCCUCGCAACUCCUGUCCUUGCAUUCUUGCUUGUCCUCUUCGGUGCCCCGCUAACGACCCACCACGCGCUGACCUUCCUCUGCGCGGCACAUAUGGCCGUCCUCUCAACUUUCCCGCUUAUCUACACACACGGCGUUGAUGGCCCCGUGUGGAGAGAGAUCUGGGGAGCGGCGAGACCAUUUGAUACUGUGUGGGGUGGCGCUCUGGGAACUUGUUUGGGUGCCUGGCUUGGGGCAGUGCCGAUUCCGUUGGAUUGGGAUCGUCCGUGGCAGGCGUAUCCGAUUACCAUUUUAACAGGGGCGUAUGCGGGGUUUGCGCUCGGGAUGCUUGUGGGGAGGGUCAAAGAUUUUUAUACCGAUGAUCAUGAAAAUGAAUGUAUUCUAGCAACCAGGCUAUGCCAAUGCAAGUAG